Molecule: messenger RNA, 4095 nt
Organism: Anguilla rostrata (American eel)
Lineage: Eukaryota; Metazoa; Chordata; Actinopteri; Anguilliformes; Anguillidae
Product: OX-2 membrane glycoprotein-like
Exons: 6
Coding region: 3107-3997 (296 amino acids)
Biological process (GO): negative regulation of neuroinflammatory response; heterotypic cell-cell adhesion
Cellular component (GO): axon; cell surface; neuronal cell body
Molecular function (GO): cell-cell adhesion mediator activity
Source: RefSeq, a predicted model, not a curated record
UUCCAGUUAGUUUGAAAGUGGUUAUUUACACAACCCCGUUGGAUUGAAACUUCUCCUGGGCAACAUGUUCAAGCAGGAAAAGUCAUGUGCACUGCUUCCUCAUAUCAGUUAUCACUCAUUACACAGCUAUAUCACUAUAUGCUCAAGAAUUACAUCUGCCACCAUCCAUAAUAAGUAAGGCUCAAGGAUUUAUGCUUUUUUUUAUUCCCUCAGGAAAAUGCAGAAUCUGUUCAUAAAUAUCUCACAAUUUAAUUGCACAUUUGAUCCGACACAUUUAUUAAUUGGACUUAUUUAUGACAUACAUUAAAACACAUGGACAAUACAAUUUAUGGACCACAGCAGCAAAUUGUUUGUUUUGUCUGGCUGUUGCUGUGCAGAAAACAGAUUUUUGUUUUAAAUUAAUAGCAGUGUAGAAAUGACAUUCCUUUUGUUUUGUUUUUAUAAAACUUUUUGUAGCCAAUAUCAAACUAAACCUUGAAAGGUUUAUAAUCUUUAAAGUCGGUCUGUGCUCUUAUUACUAAAACAAAAUGUAGAAAAUGUGUUCCGAAGUACAGAAAUACUGAUUACAAUGCAUGAUUACAAAGAUUUCUCAACAGGUGUCAUAUAAAGUAAGGGACUUUCUGAACUCUCACUCUGAUUGAGAAGACAUUACUUGGAAUAAUGCGUACAGUCAAAAUGAAAAGUCGCUCUAUUACAACAAAUUUUUGACUUCACAUAGCUAGUCCUAGAGAAUUAAUUUGCAUUACUUCUUUAAAAAUCAGUGAUGCCUCUGUUAUGAGUAUUUGGGGUAGACUGGACUUGAGGCACACUGGAAGCCAUAAGUGCCUUUUCUGCCCAAAGUCUUUUUCCCUAUCUGUACAAAUGCUCAUGCAAAUUAUAUUAACAGUGUACAUGCUGAGAAUACAUUUGAGCACCAAAACACAACAAAUUCUUAUUGGAAUUAUUUAACUUUCCUUCUUGAAUCUGCAAAACAAGAUGUGUUAAACAUUGGGUGCUUUCCAGGUCAUAAGGCUGGUCAUAACGGAAUUAUUUUAUAAUUUUCAGGAAGGGUGACUGAACUGAAGCACAACAGAAAACCUGAGUGGCAGCGUAGUAUGAUGGUUAGGGAACUGGUCAUGCAACCUAAAGAUGACAGGCUUAAUUCCCGGGUAGGACACUGCUGUUGAGCAAGGUACUUAACCAGCAUUGUUGCAGUUUCAGUAAAUAUCCAGCUGAAUAAAUGGAAGCAUGUAAAUGUAAACGCAAUGUAAAAAGGAAGUGUAAGUUGCUCUAAAUAAGAGUCAGCCAAAUUCCGGUAAUGUAAUGUCCUGUAAUGAACCCCUGACCAGUUGAGUGGUCUGGCUACCAAUACAACAACAGAAAUUAUUUAGGGGAUUUUAUUUACUGCUGUUAAUACAGUUAGUUGUGACUGGAAGUAUUCAUCCAUAUUCCGCCCAUAUAAUUUGGGUUGUAGGUGAUUAGAAAUUAAAAGUCAAUGAAUGUAGUCUAAGGCUAUAUUUUCUUUUUGAACCCAAAUUUUUAAGAAUUGCCUAGCUGUGUACUGUAAGAACACAAAUCUCCAACUUCCCGGAACAAUAGAGGAACAUUAUCUUUUCCAAGAGAUCUCACAUUAAUACCUUUAUAUAACCAAUAGUAGCAUACACCUUAACCACAGAAUUGGAAACCACAGUUUUCACCUGGUGAUCUAAAACUCUCCAAAUAAACAUAAUCACCAGGAGACCACUUUUUAAGUGAAGUCGGUAAGGUGGGAACAUGGAUUGUAUUUUGAGUUCAUCAAUGAUUUGGAUGGGUGUGCCUUUCCUCUUUUUAUAAUCUUUCAUAAUCACACAUUAUCAACUAAUUUUCAAAUUUUCAGUUUCUUUCUCUGUAUGCUCCAGUAUACAAGAUGAAUCGACCUAUUUUUCUGUCAAAAAAGCCCUCCCCCUGCAGCCAUAGUUGAAAAAACUGAUUUAGACUGUCUCGAGGGAGAUUAAUUCAACAAGAAACGCACAUGAGAGGAAUGUCCAACUUCCACUUGACAAAAUUUACAAGAACUGCAACUUAUUUGCAUGAGAAAUACAGAACCUACAGACUGACUUUGUUUUUCUCUUCUCUUUGUUUUACUUUUUCUGUUGAACCAAGUUAAAUCCAAAGGACACAAACCCCUAUUACACCCUAAUAUUAGGUAAUGAGGAUAUAUAUUUCUUGAGUGGUUAUCUCUUUACGACAUUUUUUUUUUUUACCUCAUAACAUUGCUGUUUUAUAGAUGCUGAAAAUUGAUCAACACUUAUCAGUCAUUUACAUGAUGCUUGCGUUCAAUAUACACUCUCAAUGCAUACUACUUCUCAGCUGAACUCAGAGACACAUUGAAUGUGCCAUGUUUACACACUUGGGCUUAUCAGUUGUUAAUUCUCAUUACAUAGACUGGAGAAUUAUUGAACAUUGGUUCAAUGCGCCAUGCACAGUGCUGUUGUGUUCCUUUUUGUAUGCUAUCCUGAUCAUUGAUUGGUUACAUGAAUCUCAGUAUUAAUAUAUUAAGCACAAGCUCAACGUAUUAAUAUGAGUAUUGCGAUACAGUAUUAAUCACAACCCUAUGAAUAAAAUCUUAAUCCCCAGCUAUGUAUCAUAGUACUGUCAGCUCCAGAGAGGUGGAUCCUUGAGCCUCUAAUUGAUCAAACAAAACAAAAGGCAAGGCUCUUUGGUACUUCCCUAUUCUGUCAGUAAAGCCGUAAUAAUUCAGUCUAAUAUGAGUCAUCAUGUCAAACCCGAGAUAAUUUUAUUGGGGUGUAGUAGGGUGGGCUGGUUUCAUGUUCCUGUGGGCUAAUGGAUUACUUUCCCAGAUCUUUCAUAGCUAAAGGUAUUCCAGAUGAUUUUCCCCAUGCGAAACAGCCCGAUGAGCAAUGCCAUUUUCACCCUAAUGAUGACUAAGUGACAUCACGAGAGCUUCUCAGAAGUACAGUAUGUUUCAUGACAGUGUAAUUUCUGCUUUAGUGAUGGGAAACCAAACAUAUGUGAAAUGCCGAACUGGAAGCAGUGAAGUGGGUUUCCUUUCUAGCGAGCUGACAGAUCAGUUGAUGAGAGGACACGAAAAAGAGGACUUUUGCAAUCAUAAAUCAAAAGGAGCACAAUGAACGCCAGAACUGGAUUUCUUUUUAUUUUGUUAAACUGCAUAACUACGCCAGGUCUUCCGGCCGAAGUCAUUGUUAAAGGAGAAACCACUGCUGCCUUCGGCCAAGAAGCGUCCUUCUCCUGUUCUCUCUCUCAACCUGAUGGCGUUUCGCAAGUCACAUGGCAAAGACUCUUAAAAGACGACACCGUGGAGAACUUGGCCACCUUCAGCAAACGUUUUGGAGCUAAAGUCAUGGACCCACACGUCAGCAGGAUAGAUUUCAUGGAAGCGUCGCUCAACUCUACGUCAAUCAUAAUUAAGAAUGUGACUCUGGCGGACGAUGCCUGCUAUAUUUGUUCUUUUAAUGUUUAUCCCAGUGGAUCUAUACGGAAGCAAACCUGCCUUACUGUUCAAGGAAUAUUCGAAGCAAGAGCCUGGCUAAUUCCCAGUGGUGGGACUCCAUCGGGCGUUGCAGUCAGUUGUUCCGGUACUGGUAAACCUGCCCCUGAAGUUACAUGGAAUUCAACGGUGGAAGUCACCGCUGUACCCACAGAGCAACGCGUUUCCAAUGCUGACGGAACGAUGACGGUCACAAGCACGCUCCGUUUGUAUGACUUCUCUGGCAGGAGCGUAGACUGUCUCCUGAGCAGCCCUGGGACAACAGAUAAGAUCAGGAAAUCGGUUACAUUGCCUGAAAUUGUGACACCAAAAGGUGGAAAUUCUGCUUCUGGGCUGUGGAUAGGAGGCCUAUUUGUCUUUGCAGUAAUGUCUGUUGUCUUCGCCAUUGCACUUAGGCUCAGGAGAAAAAGAGCCACUUGUGGAGGCUACUCACCCAAUGGCAGGGAGCGGCUGGUUAGGAGGUGCAGUUGUUUUGCUGUCUCCAUUGAAGAGGAGGAGAACAGAACUUAAGACACACCCAUCCACAGAAGAGAAGCCAGCUCAGAUCACCAUGGAGAUGUUACUUAAAAAAAUAAAAUAAUAAUAAUCUAGGCUAUUUUAUGCAGCAA